CAGCUUCUCUUUAUUUCUGCAUUUAUUAUUUAUGUAAAGUAAAACAUUCUGAGAUCAGCUGUGGGUCAGAGAGCAGCAGGGCUGGAUGUGAGGAUGCUGCACUCUUUGCUCUGAGUGACGGGUUAUUGUGAAGUUGUCGAAGUUUUCAGACGUGUCGCUGCUGGAUGUGAGGAUGAGACCCACUUUGCUCUGUGAGCUGGGCCUAUUCUUGCUCUGUACGCUCCUCUGCACUGGACACGCUCAAGGUGAUCUAGAUGCUGUGUUAACUAUUGAACCCAACUGGUCCAGUUUUUUCAUUGGAGAGUUUGUUACCUUCAUGUGUGGCAUGAAUGAAGGAGCAGACACUGACUGGGAAUACAAACUCAACAAGAAUGGUCGAGAAUUUGUCCCCUACAACACAACCAAAUACUACAGAUUAAAUAUUUCAUCUACAGAUUACAGUGGUGAAUAUCAGUGUUCUGGUCGCAGGAAGAGCUCAAAUUAUACAAAGAGCAGUAACACUGUCUCUGUAACUGUAUCAGAUAAACCCAGGGCCACACUGACAGCAGGAACAACAAUCAUACCAGUAGGGGGCAGUGUGACACUGACCUGCUCUGUGGGGAGCUCUGAUGAGUGGAAAUAUGAGUGGUUCAGAUGCACCAAAAACACCACUGAAGUUCAAAUCAGAAGAGAUGAUCAACCAAACAGAGUUAUCAGAGUAUCUCAAGGAGGAAUCUACAGAUGCAGAGGAAUAAGAGGAGACUCAGUUUUCUACACUGAUAAAAGUGAUGAAGUCAGCAUUGAGAUAACCUUUUCCAAUAAAGUUGCUGUAAAACAACAAAAACACAGCUGGUCUCAGAUAUUCAGCAGUGAGACGAUCACUCUGACAUGUGAGGUGCAGGAAGGAGGUGAACCCACUGAGUGGGAGUAUCAAUGGAGAGGACCCAGGCAAACCACACAGUGGACACACAAUAAUUAUUGGACAUUCAGAGUUUCUGAGUCCAGCAGUAGAGACUACACGUGUAAGAGUCGACGCAGAGAUGACUCAUAUUCUUCAACAGAGUGGAGUGAAGCCUUCACACUGUCAGUAACAACAGAUAAACCCAGGGCCACACUGACAGCAGGAACAACAAUCAUACCAGUAGGGGGCAGUGUGACACUGACCUGCUCUGUGGGGAGAUCUGCUGAGUGGAAAUAUGAGUGGUUCAGACGCACCCAAAGUACCACUGAAGUUCAAAUCAGAAGAGAUGAUCAACCAAACAGAGUUAUCAGAGUAUCUCAAGGAGGAAUCUACAGAUGCAGAGGAGGAAGAGGAGACCCAGUUUACUACACUGAUAAAAGUGAUGAAGUCAGCAUUGAGAUAACCUUUUCCAAUAAAGUUGCUGUAAAACAACAACAACACAACUGGCCUCAGAUAUUCAGCGGUGAGACGAUCACUCUGACAUGUGAGGUGCAGGAAGGCGGUGAACCCACUGAGUGGGAAUAUGGAUGGAGAGGACCCAGGAAAACCACACAGUGGACACACAAUAAUUCUUUGACAUUCAGAGUUUCUGAGUCCAGCAGUGGAGACUACAUGUGUAAGAGUCGACGCAGAGAUGACUCAUAUUCUUCAACAGAGUGGAGUGAAGCCUUCACACUGUCAGGAACAAAAAAUCAACCAAAGGCUGAACUGAGUGCUGAUAUCAGAGAUAUUCCAGUAGGGGGCAGUGUGACCCUGAUCUGCUCUGUGAACCCAUCAUCAUCAUCAUCAUCAUCAUCAUCAUCAUCAUCAUCUGGAUGGAAAUACUACUGGUACAGACAUGAGAACUCCUCUGAGCCCCUGGCCACAGAAGAUGCUGUUUUCCUCUCAAAUGGACAAAUCAGAGUCUCACAGGAAGGACUCUACAGGUGCAGAGGAGGAAGAGGAGACCCAGUUUACUACACAGAGGACAGUCAGUCAGUCAGGAUUGGGAGAACUGCACCAGCUGACAAACCUCAGGCCUCCGUGGGGGGCAGCGUGACCCUGACCUGCUCUGUGGACGGCUCUGCAGGAUGGAGAUAUUACUGGUUCAGACGCACCUCAGAGUCUUCUGCAGCCCAGAGACUCAAAGAUGGAACAUCAUCCCACACUUUCAGUAUUUCAGAAGGAGGCAUCUAUCACUGCAGAGGAGGAAGAGGAGACCCGCUUUUCCUCACAGAGGACAGCGCUGCAGUCACGAUUGAGACAAAUGGUUUCAGAGGUGAAUGCUGGUCGUUUCUUGUGCCGUUCAUGGUUGGACUGGUUUGUGGAAGUUCACUGAUUGUUGCUGUGCUGCUGUGCUGCCGCACAAGGAUAAAAGAUCCAUGUGGUCACAGCUUCAUGCAGUCUCCAAACAUCAAUCAAGGCUCUGCUGCGCCCCAAACAGCCGACCAAAGUGAAGCUCAAGUUUACUCCUCUCUUCUCCACGGAGAUCUUUGUGUCUAUGAAUCAGUCAGAAACUCUGGAAACACUGAAAAUGGGGGAGCAGCAGGUGAAUGCAGUAAUGCAGCAUCUACUAUUCAGCUUGAUGAGAGGAGGAGACAUGAUGCUGCAGAGGAGAGCUCUGACUACAAUAAUGUGAAUCCUGAAUCAGCCUCAGGUCCAUAAAGAGGCUCGUGGACAACAACACAACAACAACAUUUAGCUUUAAACAUUCACACAAUUGCUGCCAUUUAAACUUCAGACUCAGAGUCAUUUGUGCGUUUAGUUUAAAGAAUGAGAUGCUCUGGAUUUUCAGCAUAAAUGGAAGAUGAUACAGUCGACCUUUGUAUUCAUGCUCAUUGUGUUUCUUUCUGCUACAAUAAAUGUAGUGUGGAGGUGAAAUAUUGUGGGGCCAUAUCCAUCCAGUAUGUGUGUGUACAGAUACCUGUGUACAGAAGCUCUCCUGUGAUGCUUCUUUCAUCAGCUGCUGUAAAUGUUCUCCAUACAGUAUGAUGCUGAUUUCCCAUCAGGCCACUGAGAGGAACACAGUGUCGCCUUUUUGCCUUUAUUCUAUCUGCUGAUCUGUUGUACUCCAUCUCUUUAGUUUAGACAGUUUUCUGAUUGGCCACCAUGACUUUAGAGUCGGGGUGACCCCUGAGACACACUGGGCACAUCUGCAUCUGUUAUUUACACAAACUGCAUUAAGAUGAGCAGGAAGUCAAACAUUGAAGCUUCAAAGAGAAUCUGCUCAGUUUUGAAGAAACCAAACAAACCCUGUGCUCACUAAACGCUGCUCUUCUGAAAUGCUCCCGGUGUGAUUUGAAGCCAUGCAGAGGAUGGAGAUGUGACGUCACAGAUGCACACAGACACACACAGGGUGUAUUUGAGGGAUUACUGUCACCUGUUAGUUUGACGUGAACAAAACUGAUUUUUUGUGUUUUCAUGGUAACAUUUUUUUUAACCUCGACCUGCCAACCUGUAACUUCUGUUUAAAAAACGUGUCUUUCUUUGUGUUGUGCGUUUGGGCGCAUCGUCCGAGUCCUGACAACGUUACGGUCAAAUAUUUUGCUCAUUUGUAUUUUGUAUAGAAGAUGCACUGAAUGUCAUAUUUACUCAUAUUUACUCUUAAUAAAAAUACUAAGGUAAGUCACUUCCUCCUGAAUUGUACAUGUGAUGCAGCUCUGCAGCUUCCUUUAUGCUCCAGUGUGCUGCUCGUGUUUCCUGUUGGUAUAAAAUAAUGUGCAGACACUUCUAUUCACUCAUCAUGAUACAGUAAGAUUAUCCUGUAAAUGUCCUGAUGUUACAGAGCAGUCACAU
This is a messenger RNA of Archocentrus centrarchus (flier cichlid), 3715 nucleotides long. Its product is annotated as Fc receptor-like protein 5. Gene Ontology annotation, biological process: cell surface receptor signaling pathway; immune response. Gene Ontology annotation, molecular function: transmembrane signaling receptor activity. Gene Ontology annotation, cellular component: external side of plasma membrane. The transcript is spliced from 18 exons. The record is from RefSeq and is a predicted model, not a curated record. Lineage: Eukaryota; Metazoa; Chordata; Actinopteri; Cichliformes; Cichlidae. The coding region runs from base 173 to 2584 and encodes 803 amino acids.